Molecule: messenger RNA, 1218 nt
Organism: Paramuricea clavata
Lineage: Eukaryota; Metazoa; Cnidaria; Anthozoa; Malacalcyonacea; Plexauridae
Source: the annotation of a GenBank genome assembly
AUGGCCGCCGAUCGUGAAGCUCUUUCGAGGACGAUUUCAGUAGCCGUUUCUACAGCAGUUACCGACACAUUGACUGCAACAUUAUCACCGGUAAGUAUAGAUAAUAUUUCACCCUUUUUGCCUUUUGAAUUUUCUAUGAAUAAAGAACAGUGUAUAACCGAAUGUUUGUAUUUUAUAAAUCUCAAUAGCAACUGCCUCCUGUUGACUCGCCAGCUGCUAUCUCCCAAGCCUAGCAAACUCUUUCUUCCACUGGCACUGGGACUGCAAGCAGUAGUCGGAUAAGGGAACAGGUGAUUAUGGUUUUAAAUCUUUUCAAAUAGAAUUUGGAUGUACAGAAGCGUAGGGGAGGGGGGUGCCGAUGAUUUUUUCCAGGUUCAGAGAUCAUCCUAGUUUUGGGUUUAUCACUGGCCAGCCCACCUAUGUGUUUAGGGACUGGUUAUAACAUACAGGGAGUGGGGGGGGGCUGGAAAAUUCAAGGUACAUAAUUUUUGGCAACCCACCCCCGUGAGCCCAUGCACCCCCAAAACAUUGCUAAAAAUAGUAAUGAUCCACCCCUAAUUUGAUAGUUUCCUCGAAACCAAAAGCGAGGGGAGCAAGGGAGGGUGAGCCACCAUAAAGUAAUAGUUAUCGAACCACUAAAAUUUCGUAGCAGAAAAGAACCUUGACUUAAAGUCAGCUUAUAUCCUGAGUUCACCUAUUGUAUAAAUGUCAAGCGUGCCUGGGAUUUCAACUCACAACGUAUGCAUUCCGCCUGAUCUAACUUCUGAAAACAAAUUUUUACAGGCCAAUCUAGUAAAUUAACCAGGAGAUUCUAGUAGACAUAAUACUGUCUGAUUUAAAUUUCAUUUUUUUAAAUUAUGCUUUUGAUGCCUGCAGGAUAAUGUUAGACUACCGUCAGCAUUUGAUCGACUGCAGAACAGUCACACACCUGUCCAGCCUAGAAAGAGAAGAAUGCAAAGCUGUAUUAAGCAAAAAGUUGUAAACAAAAAUAUUAUUUGCAUCCUACAAACUGAUGACCCAAGCAAAGCAAUACCUAUUCCAAGGGGAGAGAGUCGGGCACGCCUUGCUGAUGCAGGAUUAACAGGAAUAAUAGCCAUUAAUUCAAUUUGGCAGGAGGCAGAAGUAAGGUGUGAAAUCAGCAACUUGUUUGCUUCAGCAUUUGGCCUAUCAGAUGGAGGAGAAGUUUUGCCCUUUGUAUAUUUAAGGUAUUUAAAUUAA